UGUAGUUCGUUUAAUAAUGGUGUAGACACCAAGGCAAUUAAUUUCAAUAACAAGUGGGGAAGUACGUGGACGGUCAACCCUAUUCACAGCAUUUCCAAAGUUUUCGAAAGAAGGUGUACCUCAUGAAUGAACAUGAUGGCAGACAGAUACGCUUCAGAUUUGGCCCUUGUUGUCGUUGCGCAGAUAACGCAAACUAUUGGUUACAGCUGCAGUCUGAGUGCACCCUUGGAGUUGUUGCAAGACAUAUUGCAGAAGUUUGUACAGGAGUUCGCUCGAGACAUGCAUGGACAUAUGGAGCACGCAAAUCGGAUCGAGCCGAACCUUAAGGAUGCACGCCUAAGUAUACAAAAUCUCAGCAUAAAUGUUCAAGAACUAUUGGACUACAUAGGUAAUGUCGAGCCUGUUGGAUUCAUCCGGGAUGUACCGCAGUUUCCCAUCGGAAAAACUCUAAAUAUGAACUUCCUUAAGCCUGGAAGCGCUGAAACUCUAACACGACCUGUCUACAUAUUUGAAUACUUGCCACCAAUGCAGGACCCUGAACUGCGUGAAAUGCCAGCCGAUGUUCAAAAGGAAUUUUCGGAAAAGCAAGAGUUUUGCUCAAAAGCAGAGUAUAAUUCAACAAACGCGGCUGAUAAGUUCGGCGCCAAGCACAUCGAUUCUAUCUCUCCCAAUGCUGUGAUAAAUUUCCGGUCGAGUGCCUUUGAUUUGGACGUUGGGCGCUCAGUCCGCGAAAUGAGCAGCGUGGUAAUGACAACAGGGGGAUUCAUAAGUCCAGCUAUUGAAGGGAAGCUACCCGAAGAUAUCAUACCGGAUAUAGUUGAAAAAUUUUUAGGUUUGGAUGCACCCUUUUCACCUACGAUAAUUGUAAAUUCGUUAAAAAAAUCACCACAACUGGCGUUUUCUGACAGAGACACAACAGUAAAUCCACGAAAAGCCAUUACCUCAGAAACUAAAAUCUUCAAACAAAAUGCCUUAUUGACAAGUGGACAUUCAGAGUCUUCAAUAAUGUUAGACGCAUACAACCAUCCGAUGCUAACUGCUAGAACACCUAAGAAGAAUAAAAAACAGAAACAUGAUUUAAUAUACGAACCCGGCCAAAGCGAACUUUUAACUAAUCCGUUUGAAAAAGCCCAGGAAAAGUCCCAGCGGAAGGCUUUAAAAAUGUAUAAACAAACCUCAAAGAACCAAAGUGACACCUCAAGUAAACAAAUUCAAAACAUGAGAAAAUUAAAAAAACGUUUUAACCGAGGAUCAUUCGAUCCAAAUAAAAAACAUUUACAAAAAAUAUUUAAGAAGCAGUCCAAGCUUAAGCAAAACGAUCUUCAACUGGACAAUGACGAAAAACACUUUUUGCAGAAUUCUCAAACUACGAGCGGCCUUGCUAUAAAAGCUAACUCAGAUACUGAAAACGAUUUACAAGCGGAUAUCCCUAGUCAGCCGCCAACAGUAACAAGCCAGAUUAAAAAUAAUUUUCGAAAUUCAAUUUAUCCAGUGCAGCCAUCUGUAAUUCAACAAACGCAAGUGCUAUUGUCAGAAAAAAAAAGUGGAUCAGAACCAGAACGAAGUAAAUUGGACGUUUUUAAGAAAAUUUCUAAGCCACGUACUCCACGUCCAGAUAUAGGGGCGACUUCAAUACCUCCUGGAACCGGGGUAUCUGUAUUUGGAAGCACAAUGUCCACUCCGGCAUUAAUUAGUCUUCCAUCGGGGACUACUAUAACUCCUACGCCUUCACUUGGUUUAAAUUCUGAAAACAAAAACGUUUCGAGUAUGAAAAUCAACCCGUGCAGUAUAUUCGAUGGAACUAUACCUUUAACUAAAGAAGGCGUUGAAAUGUCAAUUAUUGAUUCGUCAAAGCCAAAAAAGCGAGGUCGCAAACCUGGAGGGAAAAAUGUAAUAAAACAAACAAAUUUUGUAUCGCAAUCUUUAAUUAAUGCGGUCGAACGAAAAAAGUCAAGUCAAGCUAUUACACUGCCUCUAUCACCAUCUCCAAUAAUAAUAUCUCAAAGUUCUUUAAACGUCUCCCCGCCAACAGAACCUCUCAACUUGUGUAAUGCCGAACAGCCCUCGAAUAAUUUUUUGUCAAACCUUUAUGCAAAAGAAAAAAAGGACAGAAAAAAGUACAAAUCGUUACCAGAAAAUGUAAUGGAAUUUGACAAAAGCUGUUCUCCUGAAAAGGCAUCAACACUGAAUAAUUCUAACCGAGCCAAAAAAUUAAAUAAUGAUGUACAAUGUUCAGAUAAAUUUGUGACUGUUUCCAAAGCUUUAUCAAAUGCAUCAAUUUACCCUGGAAUUCAAACAGGAAUGGUUCCGUUGCUUCCUCUAUUGCAAUUUCCUCCACGACCUGGUCUUAUUCCUACUGGGCCUGGGCUAUUUCCUGCAGUCACUGGUCUAGUUGGCUUCGGUAAUCACGGUAACAGAGUACCUAUUUCACCGUUCAUAGAUUAUCCUGGAACGGAAGAAUCAGUUGCGGAUACUGUUCGAUGUCUACCAAUUAAGGAAUCUCCUGUUACUGAUUCUGAUCAAUUUCUGAGCCGAUCUUCCACGCAAACUGGUUUGCAAAUGGAUCGAAACUACUGCAAUGUUGCUCCAUUUGUGCCCGACUCAAUGAAAUUCACCGAGUGUAAAAGCGUAUCUUGUGGCAGCACAAUCUUGGAAAACCCAUCUGCACAGGCCACAAGUAAAAUAAACACGAAACUGGCUAAGGAGGCUUCUGGAAAUCCUGAUGAUCCAAUAGAGGUUUCAGAUGAUUCUGAUGAAUCAUUGCACAACAGGAUGAUGGUUCAAAGAAAAACACCAAUAUCAUCACCAACUUAUGUUAAAACCAGCUUCGCAGAAUUACAUUCUUCCUCGUUAACGUCAGCUACAUCUAUAGAUGAAGAAAAAUCCAAAAUGGAUCUAAGGAAUAUUGUUUCUCUAAGCUCUAACGAACCACUUAAAAAAUUCAAAAAUCUUGUUAAACAGAGCUUUUCCGAUGUAAAAAGCGUAACCCACACGCCACCUCCACAUUCAUCAUUUCCACAAUUUAACUUGCCUAAUUUUAUGGGAGGUGACAAAUUUAGUUUAGCUGGGGGAGCAGAUCUUAUUCCUCUGUCGAGAAUGAGUGAUUCGGAAUAUUCCUCCAAAAUAGUACCAUUCAGUAGCUUAGGUGGAACCAUACCGAAUCAAAUCAAAGUUUUAGAAGACCACCAUAUUUUGUCAACCUUUUCUAACUACGAAGAUAUUACAAUAACACCAACUGGAUUAACGUCGUUGGAACCGAAAAUGCGCAAACAUCACAAAAAGCUAAAGAAGGUGAAAGAAGGGAAAAAUAAAAAAAAAAAAGAAAAAAAGGACAAAUCAAAGAAAACGGAUCAGAUUGGCUUGACAUUUUUUAAAUCCGACAGAAAAAUUAAGGCCUAUGAUAAAAAGCAAAAAAAAGAAAAGAAAAAGGAUAAAGAUAAGCAGAUUCUAGUCCAUAUACCAGAUGACACAAAAGAAUUUACCAAGGUGCCUUUAGCUAACAACGAUGAACCGGUAUUGAAAUCAAGUUCCAUGUCAAUAAGUCCAUCGUUAGGUGCCGCCACAAGUGAAAUGUCUCCAAAUCAAAUACCAAAACUAACACUGAAACUUAGUGGAAAAUCUACAUUAUUUUCGUCUUCAGAAAAGGAGAUGACAGAUGCAGGGAAACUAAAGCAAACCACGAUUUUGUCUUCAGAAAAUAAGAAGCGUGAACGGGAUAAUUCUCCGGAGCUUGCUCGUUUUUCUCCAUUGGUUACCGGCCCGCCUAAGAACAAACAAUCUGAAACACUGCAUUUAGGAAACAGUUCUACGGCAGUGUUGCCUGUACCUUCCCCAGUGGCUGUGCGCACCGUUCAACUUCCUGUUAGUCAAACCUCAUCUAAUUCUGCCGGGUGGUUAUCAAACCCUAGUCACAGUAAUGCUGCCUCUUCCACGCUUUCGGCUAGUUCAGUUUUGUUACCACAACAAUUGAUGUUGGCGCCUAAUACGAUCAUGAACAACUUUGUACCAGCCAAUUGCAACAGUACAGGAACUGUGUCAAAAGGUGGAUUAUGCAGUUCUCCAUUAAAUACAUCCGAAGAAAAUGCAAAUGCAAUGCAAAUUGCUGAAUCAAGUCGUCCAUCGUCAUAUGUUGACGCCGAGGGUAAUCGCAUUUGGAUUUGCCCCGCUUGUGGAAAGGUCGACGAUGGAUCAGCUAUGAUUGGUUGUGACGGCUGCGACGCUUGGUAUCAUUGGAUUUGUGUUGGUAUAACCUUUGCACCGAAGGACAACGACGAUUGGUUCUGUCGCAUUUGUGUAACAAAAAAAAGAUUUCACGGGUCUGAAAAAAAAAAGAGACGAAACAAGAAAAAGUGAAUUUUAAUUAGAAAUAAUUAUUUCGAGUCAACUUUGAUUAUCAUAGUUUUAUUAUUCUUUGAGUUUAUGUAUGUUUACCUUGACAACCCAUAAGUUUAUUGGUCGAGUAUCAUGUUAUUACCUUAAUAAAAUCUGCAACACAAAAAAUGUA
Drosophila sechellia is the source of this 4504-nucleotide messenger RNA. RefSeq names its product TBP-associated factor 3 (gene Taf3). The transcript has 8 exons. NCBI's taxonomy places the organism in Eukaryota, Metazoa, Arthropoda, Insecta, Diptera, Drosophilidae. Gene Ontology annotation, molecular function: protein heterodimerization activity; p53 binding; transcription factor binding. Gene Ontology annotation, cellular component: transcription factor TFIID complex. The record is from RefSeq and is a predicted model, not a curated record. Gene Ontology annotation, biological process: positive regulation of transcription by RNA polymerase II. The coding region runs from base 127 to 4353 and encodes 1408 amino acids.